Raphanus sativus (radish) is the source of this 3629-nucleotide messenger RNA. Its product is annotated as protein HASTY 1. Gene Ontology annotation, cellular component: cytoplasm; nucleus; RNA nuclear export complex. Bases 137 to 3505 code for a protein of 1122 amino acids. Gene Ontology annotation, molecular function: nuclear export signal receptor activity; RNA binding. Lineage: Eukaryota; Viridiplantae; Streptophyta; Magnoliopsida; Brassicales; Brassicaceae. The transcript is spliced from 18 exons. The record is from RefSeq and is a predicted model, not a curated record. Gene Ontology annotation, biological process: RNA export from nucleus; protein export from nucleus.
UUGAGGUUCUUCUUUCUGGAGAGAGAGACACACAUUCAAACUUCAAAUUUUGAAGUUUUGCCAAUUUCGAAGGCUUCUCGUUUUGACUGUUUUUUCUUUUUUUGUCGGCGGCUCAUAUAAGUCUAAUAAUCACUGAAUGCUGAUGAAGGAGGAUCUUGUGAAAGGAAAAGAUAUGAUAGAAGCUGAGUCAGAAACAAAGACUCUCGCUAGAACCGUGGCUCGACAGAUUCUACUCGUCGUCUCUGAUUCUUCUUCUUCUCACUCCACUGUUGAUGAAGCCGCUCUAACAUCCAUUGAAUCGAUUAAGACAGGUAAUGUUGAGGUUCUGUCUCAAGUUUCGUUUCUUCUUGUGGAAAAGGUUUGGCCUUUACAAGUUCGCAUCUAUGCCUCUAAGAUGCUACAGUAUUUGGUUAAACUGCGGUGGGAUGAGUUAUGCUCCUCUGAGCAGAUGGAUAUUAGUAGUGCCUCCUUUGAACUCAUGUCUGAGGUAGCUUCUGAUCCAUGUGAAGAAUGUGGGAUGAAAAGUGAAACUAUCACUCUUGUUGCUGAGAUGUUUGAAAAGGAAGAUCUUGAGAUGUGGCAGGAGUUGUUUCUCUCACUAGUUUCCCUCUCCUCUCAAGGCCCUUUACAGGCAGAAUUGGCUUUGGGAGUGGUGAAGAGGCUUUCUGAACAUCAUAUAGAUUAUAUUAAGGAGGAGUUGGAAGACAAUAAGCAUAGGCAUCAUCUGUUGCAGGGACUUCCUGAUAUUUUGGUUUGGUUGCAUGAUCUUCUUGAAAAACACUUUGGGGAUGCAAGGAAUGCAGAAGCGAGAGAGAAAGUUGAGCUGGCUAAACAGCAUUCAGAUGCAGUCAUUGCUUGUUUGAAUGCCAUCAACUCACUCACAGAAUGGGCUCCGGUUCCAUAUUUUGCUGAAUACAAAAUUGUUGACCAGUGUGCAUCCUUACUUUCUUCUAGUGAGUUCUGCCGUCUUGCUUGUAUGUUCUUCAAACUUAUCUGCUCAAGAGAAAGACCAACUGAUGCUACUUCUGGUGCUGAAUUUGAUUCUACAAUCAUACGUAUCUGUAAAAUGAUGGUCUCUCUAGGCUCCACAAACUUCCAGUGCAUCUUCACAGAUAGCAUUGCCAUUGCUCUUUUUCUGGAACAGAUGCUUGGUUUUUUCGAACACUAUAAGUUUGAUCUUCACUAUGAGUCACUGUUCUUCUGGCUAGGGUUGAUGGAUUAUUUAACCUCAGACCUCAAUGCUCCUAAUUACCCACAUAGAAAGGGAGCGGCAAGCGAGGUUUUCACGGGAUCGGCAAGCGAGAUUUUCAAUAGUUUUAGACACCUCGACGGCGGCAAAAAGGAUAUUUUACUCCUUAUAGACGAUGAACUCGCCAGCAAGAUUCUUGACGUUUCGUUCCAACGCUUGAAUAAGAACGAGAUUCCUGAUGGAACAAACCUUUCACUUGAGCCAUCAAAGUUUGAAUAUCAGGAGUUUUGCCAGUACCAGAAGAGGCUCAUUGUGUUGAUCAGACUCAUCUCUUCUCACAAGCCAAUCAUUGGUACCACAAAACUAUCUUCAAGAACGGUCAUCCUUAUUAAGAACAUAUCGGUUUCUUCAGCGCCUGCUAUCCACUACGCAGCUGCUUUGAAGGGCCUGAGUACUGCUCUGGAGAGUAUUCUGCGUAGGCUUUUCCGUGAUAGUUCCCAAGUUCAUUCUCAACUCCACGAGAUAUUUGAGGGCUUGUUUCAGGAGGUCCUUAAUGCAAACUUCACUGAACCAUUAAUUAUUUCAGCGCACGUUGAGUAUCUAAACGCAAUGGUUCCUAUCAUCAAGUCCUCUCCAGAUGCGGUUGGGAGUGUUAUCGACAAGAUGUUUGCACUUCUCACCUCUCUUCCACCAGCAUCUAAACGUGCAAGAUUAUACAUCUGCUUAUCUUUGACGCGUUUAGCCAAAGCUGCUGACAAAAGCUUUACUCCUCACUUGAAGGGUCUAGCUGAUAAGAUGACACGUUUGCAGAGAGAAGGAGCUUUCCUCCCUGGUGAGCACAGCAGUCUUGUGGAAGCAUUUUUUGCUAUGACUUCUGCGUCAGGAGCUCAGACGCAGCAGCAAGACAGUUUUGCUUUGUUACUAGAACCAGUGCGCGAACAAUGGACUCAACCAGAGUGGCAAAACGAAUACUUAUCUACUCCCUCUGGUUUUAUUCAGUUAUGCUCCAACGCACCCUUGAUGCAGUCUAUUGUCAACACGGUCGCCGUCUUCAAGCAGGCUCUCACGGGAUGCACUUUCAAGAAAAGGAAGUUGAACAUGUCUGAGACGAUUCAUCCUCUGGCUUGUCACCUUUCUUGGAUGCUUCCACCUCUCCUGAAGCUCUUUCGUGUUAUCAACUCUCUGUCUUCUCCUGCUGUUUAUCAAACUUUGCCCACAAAACUCCAAACAGCAAUGAAGAUAGCAGAAGCCGAGUUACGUAGCGACAAAGGAAACCAAAGCCGUAAACUAACUAAAGCCUUGUUUACUUGCUCUAGUGGAGGGAACGCAAAUGAUAUUCGGAACUGGCUGAGAGCUAUUCGCGAUACCGGGUACCGUGUACUGAAUCUCUCUGUAGCCAUGGGAGAGACGUUCUACACAUCCAUCGAUGCUAACGAAGUUGCAGCGGCAUUCACUGAGAAUAUAUGUUGGAUGGAGUUCAGACAUAUAAAGCUGCUUAUUAACUCCUUCGUAGGCCCUCUUGUCAUAUCCUGUCCUGCAGAUAAGUGGGAGUCAUUGCUUGAACCGCUUCUAAGUCCUUUACUGACGCACUGUCAGCGAGCUCUUGACUCCUCGUGGACUAGUCUUCUGCGCGAAGGCAGGGCCAAUGUUCCAGAUCUGCGCAGUUUUGAAGGUGGUGAGACGAAGCUCAUACAACUGGAAAGACAGCUGCUCAUAGAUUUAUCUCGGUCCACUUCGGAUUUGCUCUCAAAGAUCUCUGCUCCUGAGUUAAACACAGGGCUUCCUAGUUUGAUGAAGCACUCAGACCAACUUGUUCAUGGUGAAACGUCUCUUCUCAAGGAUUUUGAUUCACUCAAAUCCAACUCUUUGGUGAGCUUACUCUUGAGUUGCAGAGACUUGGCAGACUCAGUAAUGCAGUUUUCUUUACAAGCAUGCACAUGGAGAGAUGGUAUUACAACUUUCAACCUCCGUUGUUUUUUCAUUAGCGUUAUUCAACUAGCCAUAACAACAAACAACGGAGAGCUCAGAGAGUUUGUGGCAAAAGAUUUGUUUAACGCACUCAUCAUGAGCUUGACCAUCGAUGAGAAUGUGAAUAACAGUUCCGUUUUAGUUGGUCUGUGCAGUGAAAUAUUUGUUUACCUUUCCCCGAGACACCCAGCUCCACGUCAGGUGUUGCUGUCACUCCCUUGUCUGACUCCUGAUGAUCUGCGUGAAUAUGAAAAGGCUUUGGCAGAAACUUCUGAACCCAAAAAACAGAAGCAGAUUACAAGAAGCAUGUUGUCAUUAGCUCUUGGAAUUAAUAUAAAAACUGAUUAGAAAACUGUAUAUGUCAGAUGGUGAGGGACUUUGAGUCCUCUAUAUAGUAUUAUUUAGUUUACGCUUAUGAAGUUGCAAAACUGAUAAGAUUGUUGUGAUGAUAAUACAAAUGCCUUAACUCUUA